UGGACAUCCUACGAUUCCCAAUUACGCUAACCGGACACACGUGAGUCGCGCGCAUGAGCGAAGCAGCAGCAGGACGGGAUGGCCACGCUGAGAGCAGCGAAGCGGGCCCUGCGGAGGGAGAUCAAACAGCGGGUAGCGGCUCUGAGUAGGGACGAGAGGCUGAGACAGUCCCUGGUGGUCUCACACAAGCUCUUCAAACACCCCAAGUAUGUGUCCUCCCAGCGAAUUGCUGUGUUUCUCAGCAUGGAUGAUGAGCCGUGCACUCAAGAAAUCAUCAAAGACAUUUUUAAAUGUGGCAAAAGCUGUUUCAUCCCCAAAUACGACAGCAGCAGCUCCCAUAUGGACAUGUUGAGGACAAACAGUCUGCAGGACAUCCAGACGCUGCCACGGACUUCAUGGAGCAUUCAGCAGCCUGCUGCAGACGAUGAUAGCAGAGAAGAAGCUCUGUCCUCAGGGGGUCUGGACCUGAUACUGAUGCCAGGUUUGGGUUUCGACCUGGUAGGAAGACGUCUUGGACGAGGAAAGGGUUUCUACGACACCUACCUGGAGCGCUGCAGCCAACACCCUAAAGGAAAGCCUUACACCAUUGCUCUGGCCUUUAACGAGCAACUGUGUCAAGAAGUCCCAGUGGAUGUCCAUGAUGUUCUGAUAGAUGAAAUUCUGUAUGAGGAACUGUAAUCAGCUCAGGGUAAUUCAAGUUGUCUUGGUCAACAGGACCUUUUAAUGGCUUGUCUGUUUACAAGCAACUGAACAGUUUUUCUGGACUUAUAGUCUGAGCUUGGCUACAUCACCAUGGUAACAUACCCUAAAAUCAUAUCCUACUUGGAUUCAACCAUUCAAAUAUAAACACUAGUGUUCACUGAUCAUGUAAUCUAAAUAAAAGCACCAGCCAUGGAUCCCAGCUUAUAUGUGGAUUGUUGGUAUUCAAAUGACAUCACAAAAUCAUGUUCAACAUCUGGUAACAAGUUUUUUUAAUUUC
Molecule: messenger RNA, 979 nt
Organism: Nothobranchius furzeri (turquoise killifish)
Lineage: Eukaryota; Metazoa; Chordata; Actinopteri; Cyprinodontiformes; Nothobranchiidae
Source: RefSeq, a predicted model, not a curated record